Messenger RNA from Cantharellus anzutake, 1706 nucleotides. RefSeq lists its product as uncharacterized. Bases 499 to 1614 code for a protein of 371 amino acids. The transcript is spliced from 18 exons. The record is from RefSeq and is a predicted model, not a curated record. Lineage: Eukaryota; Fungi; Basidiomycota; Agaricomycetes; Cantharellales; Hydnaceae.
CGACGAUCCAGAUCGGCAGUAGCUCACCUCUUUGAACAACCUAACUCUUCUGUCGUUACACAUCAGCAAAAUCUGUCACCAGAUCUUCGAAGUGUGAAUGAGAUCUACGUAUUCAAUUUCAAUUCAGUUUUGUCAUUUAAGUAAGUCAAGUGCCACAGAACUGGUUGGCUGGAAUUCUCGAGGUUCGGGUGCGGGUACUUGGACAAGGCAAACCCCUAGCAGCCCUGAAGAUCCUGCUGCCAUCAAUUGCAGCUGAUCCACGAUCGUCCCGUCCUACAGUAAGGUGAAAAGAAAAGGGAGUGAGGAAAGCCUACAACAAAAACAAGGUUGAAAAGGGAACUCAAACGUUCCCAAUCGGAGGGUUGCGGGCACUUUUCGCAACGGGCGGACGCCCGUUAUAUGCAAGUUGAACGGUUGUAGUGCCUGGUUUCCCUCGUAACUUCUCUCCCCCCCCCCCAAGUGGCUUGCCCUACCCUUCACCUUGGCGUUUUGUCUGUCAUGGUUCUUUUAAAGGGCCCCCUGGAAAAUAUCUUGGGUGGCACUUUAGUCGGGAAUGUCGGCUCUACGUUUCUCUUCGGGAUACUCACCGUACAAGUUGUUCUUUACUACCAACGUUUCCCUAGGGAUGGUAAAUGGACGCGGGGAGUGGUUGGAAGUCUCUGGGCUGCCAUUGCCUUUCAGACGGUCUUUAUGACUAAAAUGAUUUGGUGGUGGUACAUCCAAAAUCAUUUUAACCCCAAGGCAUUGGAAAAGCCAAAAUGGGAAUUUUUCUCAUACCACCUCACUACAACGGCGGGAUCCCUAGUCGUCCAGACUUUCUUUGUGAAUCGUAUUUGGGGCCUGUCUGGGAAGAUUUAUAUCGCUGCUCCUCUGCAAGCCCUUGUUAUCACGCAGUUUGCUUUUGCCGCGGCACUUUUGAUUCUGGACGACGUAUUAUUGUCCUUCACUGAAAUCGCCCACAAGUUGGAUUGGUUAGCUACUGUUUGGCUAACGACACAGGCAACAUGUGAUGCUGUAAUAUCAAUAUUGAUGACGCUCCUGCUCUGGAACCGGAAGACUGGUUUCAGAAAGACAGACAGGGCCAUCAACACGAUAAUAAUCUGGUCUGUAGCCACGGGCAGCGUCACCUGUGUUCAAUCUCUUAUUACGAUCGGCAUCUUUUCACGCCGUGGUUUCACAUUUGGUACUCUCGUAUUCGCAAUCCCCCUUAGUCCCAUGUACCCCAUAUCCAUGCUCACAAAUUUACACAUGCGGUCAACAGUACGAAAGCAGUUGGCAGCACCCACACUCACUGAAGACAGAAGAACUAACCUUUUGGAGGCAUUACGAUCUGUCACUCAGAGGAAGGUUAUGGCUGCUCGUGCACGGAGAGAGCUCAUGGAAUUAUCAUCACGCCGUCCUAGGGAUUCAGCCAUGGGAGAUCUCGUGGUGAACAUUCAUCGCUCUAUGCACGAAAACAGUCCCAGCAGUAACGUCCACCGACUUGAUCGAGAUCAGUCAACUACCGAUGCUCCGACGUUGCGCAGUUCCAUUUACCCGGAUGUCGAAUGUAGCACCCCAAGUAAUACCGUCUCCCAUGCCAUCACGAUCCAUGAACGGUGCUUUCAAAGCUAGCCGCUGUCAGUCUUUCAUAUUGUUUCCUUGGUUGCCAUUCUCUCUCUGCUUUGCAUAAUUCCAUCUCACGAUCAUUCACGGUUUAAUAAUUA